Molecule: messenger RNA, 2628 nt
Organism: Clupea harengus (Atlantic herring)
Lineage: Eukaryota; Metazoa; Chordata; Actinopteri; Clupeiformes; Clupeidae
Gene: psg4
Product: pregnancy specific beta-1-glycoprotein 4
Source: RefSeq, a predicted model, not a curated record
AUGGGUCUGGCUGAGGUGAUUGUGUUCUUUUCUCUUGCAUUGGCCUGUUCCCUGGGCGGUCUCCAUGCCCUGACGCUGGUGGUCCCGGAGAGAGUCUCUGCGCUGGCAGGCUCCUGCCUCCUCAUCCCCUGCUCCUUCAGCCAGCCCAUGCGUCCGAUGGAGGUGGAGACGCGUCUGAGGUACCACUGGCGCUCUCCCAUGGGUGCCCUCUUCGCCACAGUGCCCCGCACGGUGCUCAACAGCGAGGACAGCUCCAGGGUGCACAAGGACUUCAGAGGGCGCGUGUCUCUGACAGGGGACACGUCCAAGGGAGACUGCUCCGUGACGGUGUCGGAGGUCAAGCAAAGGGACGCCAGCAGCUACGUGCUGGAGAUGAGGAGGCGUGGAGACAUGAGCUGGAGCAAGGCGGCCUUUGAGCUGAACGUCUCCAGUUUCCCGGAGAUGCCGCGGUUGACUGGCCCGGAGGCAGUGACUGAUGGGCAGUUGGUGGUGUUGAACUGCACCGUGGGCUUCCCCUGCCCUUCCCAGACCCCCACACUGCGCUGGAGGUGGGCUAGAGGGCAGCCGGACAACCGCACUGUGUUAGGGGAGCCCCACGUGCUCCUGAGCCCCGACAAGAGGUCUCUCCUCUGGGCUUCUCUCUCCUUCACCGCCUCCUAUCAGCUCAAGCCCCGGAUCAGAUGUGAGGUAGUCUACCAGCAUGGCUCGCCUGUGGUCGUGACAAAGGAUAUUCACGUGAGAUUCCCUCCAAAGGAGGUGCAUAUCCGGCUUCACACCUUAGCUGUGAGGGAGGGGGGCAGCGCUCUUCUGGAAUGUUCCUGUAAAGCUGACCCUCCCGUUGAGGAGUACGACUGGUCGUACACACAGCGCGGCCGCAACCACUCCUCUCUGCUGCACGCGCUCAUCAUCCGCAUCGAAAACGUCACCCGGAACACUCGUGUCGUUUGCACGGCUAAGAACCGCCUCGGGUGGACUGCAUCCCCCGCCACACCCAUCAAUGUAGAAUACAAACCACACAUCUCAAGCAAAUCCUCAUGUGGUUGGGAUGGCAACGUAGUCCACUGCAGGUGUAUCAUGAACUCAAACCCACGUGCCGCCAUCACCUGGAGCGUAAAUGGUAGCCUCCCACCGCAUGGCUACAACGGCUCCGUGUUAGUUCACCACAACGGCACGGUAACUGCCACAUUGGUCGGGCUGGCUGACAUUCCUCCGGCAGUGGUGUGCUAUGCCAACAACGCCCAUGGAAACGACUCUCAUCCACUGCUGCAGGAAGCGCAUAGUUCUCUGCUGUGGAUGCUGGUUGCAGCGCUGUGCGUGGCCGUCUCCUUCCUUCUCACCAUCGCUGCUGUGCUUCUCUGCUGCUGUCGCAGGCCGGCAGGCAGAAGGGCCACCGUGAUAAACCAUCGCUCCCAGGCUGUGUAUCCGGGGGAUGUGGAUAUCUACCAGGAGCACACGCCCCUGUACAUCAACUGCACAGAGGUCACACAUGUCUACAGUAAUGGCAGUUACCAGCUCGUCUACCAGAACUGCACCCCAUGCUUUGUACGCACAAAACAGACACACAAGAGACAAAGGCGAGCAGGAUGGCGAGAUCGGGUGAUACGAGACACAGAGAGACAGAGAUCAAGAGAGAGACCCCGUCCUGCUGCCCCCACCGCUGAGUCAGACACAGCCAUUUACCUGGAGGUCAUCUGAGAAGACAGGACUCAUGGGUAGUGCAUAUGGGUGGACGGACGCACAGAGGAGAGACAUUUGUACAAAGAGACUUAAACAAACUGAAAUAUUUUCCACUUAAAGUGGGAUGCAGUUUCCCUGGGGUGUUUUCUGUUGUGUGCAGUCCUAUUUGUAAAUAGCACAGAUCAUCACCAUUUUCAAUGUCACCAGUAUUCCUCAAUGUUUCCAAUUGAAGUUGCUUCAGUAAUUACAAAGAUAAUAAUAUGAUACCUUAAUAAUACAGUUCUUGUGCCGAUCAGUAAAUAUCUGUUUAAAUCUAGUUGUUGCAGACAGUUCUGGAGUAUAAUUUCCAAAGAUGAAAACACAGCACACAGUUAAAGGUGAAUUGUGUAAGAUUUAGUGGCAUCAAGUGGUGAGGUUGCUGAAUCCCGCUAACUGAUUACCCCUCCCUUCCAAGAGUGUAGAGGAAUAGGGUGGCCGUCAAGUUCCAUAAAAAUGCGAAAGGCACUCUCAAGAACCAAUGUUUUGAAUUGUCCCUUUUGGACAACUGUAGAAACAUGGUGGCACACGAUGGCAGACUCCAUGGAAGAAUUCCCGCUCCCUUUGUGGAUAUGAAGGGCUAAUUCUAAGCUAACGAAAACACAAAGAUUCGUAGUGAUGGUGAUCGUACACCAAUGAACUAUUGAAAACUAUCCAUUUCUGGUAAUAAUCCCCCCUAAAUCCCACACUCUGUACCUUUGAAUUAUGCUGUGACAUUCAAAUACUUCAUGCCUGCUUUAAUGUUUUGACUGUUUAGACAAAAAAAUAUAGUAGUUUUAACUACUAGUUUUAACUGAAGCAAUGUCACCACCAGAGACUCUUUAAAGGGGGUUUACAUGGUGGUAUAGGGACAGCAUACACAGGGCAGCAAUGCCAUUUACACUGGGUCUUUAAUUAAAAUCACAUAUAGCUAAA